CGGGUUGAUCCGUGUGUGGUGAGGCUUACACGUUGCUGCGUCUCCUAUUGCCUGGAUUCUUGCGGUCUGUUUGGUUGGACUCGAUCCCACAGCUUUUGAAUUAUCGACAGCACCAUGGCUCGUCCCUAUGAUCUCGUCGUCUUUGGCGCAUCGGGCUUUACCGGCCAAUACGUCGUCAAGUUUUUGCAUACGGAUGAUGCCUGCCAAAGCCUGCGCGUGGCUAUUGCUGGGCGCAGCCAGUCCAAGGUGCAGGCCGUCAACGAGCGUUUUGGCGCCAACUUUGAUGUUUUGGUCGGCGAUGUCAACGAUGCCGCCUCGCUCGAGGCCAUCAGUAGCCAGGCCACCAUCUUGCUGAACUGUGUGGGCCCUUACCGCUUCUUCGGCGAGCAAGUUGUCAAGGCUUGCGUCAACACUGGCACCAACUACUUGGACAUCUCUGGUGAACCCGAAUUUAUCGAGCGCAUCGAGGUGGAGUACAAUGAGCAAGCCAAGGCCAAGGGCAUCACCAUCAUCAGUGCCUGCGGCUUUGACUCCAUCCCCGCAGAUCUGGGCACGCUCUUCACCGUAUCCCAGUUUCCGGAAGGCUCUCGUCCUGCCUCAGUCGAGUCCUACCUCCAACUCCACGCUGGCGAGAAGGGCUGCGCCGUGCAUUAUGCCACCUACGAGAGCGCUGUCCACGGCUUUGGCAGUGCCGAAGAGCUCCGCGCCCUGCGCAAGCGCAUGCCAAAGGUCAACGUGCCUGUCGUGGGCCCUCGCGGCCCCAAAUCAAGCUUGCCCCGCUUUGAUCAGCGCGUAAACGCCUACGCCCUGCCCUUCCCGGGCUCGGAUGCCUCAAUCGUCCGUCGCUCUCAGCGCUAUCUCGCCCAAACUGAGUCACCCGUGUCGCCCGUUCAGUACUCGGCCUUUUUCACCAUCUCCCAGCUCUUGUGGACCAGCAUCUUUGUGGCUUGUGGCACCGUGUUUGGCCUUCUUGCCAGCUUUGAGUGGGGUCGCUCCUUUUUGUUGAAGUACCCAAAAGUCUUUUCCAUGGGCGUCUUUUCUCACGAAGGCCCAACGGAAGAGCAGAUGGCGGAGACUGCGUUCAGCAUGACCUUUUUCGCCCAGGGCUAUUCAUCGCCUGAUCUGGCUCAGGGCAAGAAUAAGCCCGAUGUCCACGUGAGCGCGAUUGUGUCUGGACCCGAGCCUGGCUAUGUCACCACACCCAUCUGCAUUGUGACGUCGGCCCUGACGCGUAAGUUAUGGAUACCCUUGCUUCAAUGCCAGUAA
Molecule: messenger RNA, 1266 nt
Organism: Monosiga brevicollis MX1
Lineage: Eukaryota; Choanoflagellata; Craspedida; Salpingoecidae
Exons: 7
Coding region: 115-1266 (383 amino acids)
Biological process (GO): glycolipid biosynthetic process
Cellular component (GO): mitochondrion; plasma membrane; lipid droplet
Source: RefSeq, a predicted model, not a curated record